UCGUUAGGGCAUGGCUAUUGCUGAUCGUGGAUCGUACAGUGUUUGAACCACUCGUGGAUGGUUUCCCGCGAAUUAUUAUCGAAGCCAUCAUCUUCGAUUCGAAUGUGCGCGCCAAUAAUGUCAGUGUGUAACAAUUAAAUUGAUCGAUUGUGGACUUUUUGGGUACACGAAAUUUGUUUAAGUGCAUCGUUACAUCAUGACAGACCAGCAACCGAAGGUGGUUUUUGAGGCCACUCGAACUAAUAAUGAUAGAUUAUCGCGACCCAACUAUUACGAAUAAUCAUAGAAUGACGAUUGUAUGUGGACCCAUUUUCGCUCGCACGACUCCUAUAUGCAACAAUUGAUCGUGUACCAACUGUGACUAGGGCGGACAGUUUCCGGUCACGACGGUCCGUAAGGUAGCCUUGGAAAUGGAACCUCAUAAAAUUUGCAAUAAAAUCCAUUGGUGCUGCCUAGUGUGUAAAAGUUCUACGCCUUGAACAUGGGCAAUGUUCGGAAAUCCAAUACUGGAAGAUCUGUUUAUAUGCAAAAAAAAAUACCAAAGAACAAGUGAUUGUGGGCCUGUUGGUACAGUGAACAGAAUUCGAUUCCGGUGAUUAUCCGCGUAUUGCGAAAGCGACCGCAAACCGCAUAGUUUAGCCUUUCGCAGCCCAUUUGCAAAGAAAUAAUGAAAAGAUUGAUUAACUUCGCGAGAUAGUGUCGUGUCGAGUCGAGAGGCAUAUUUUCUCUCGCCGCCAGCGGUUUGGGCCAAGAGAUUCAACGAACCGUUCCAAAGAUCUUUCGGACAUGGUGCCAAGUGCCGUAACGCCUAAUUGAGUGGAAACUGAGGAAGAAAUUAGUGCUACAGCCAAUAUCGGUGGUUGCGGUCUUUGCAUUGAAUUGAAACGUUCUUCCACCGCGUGUGUUCGGCCAUCUGAUUGAAGCAUAAUGAGCGUUGACUGAAGCGUCGAGUCACCCUGAAAGAAACGCUAACUUAACCGAGAUCUUUGCGAGCAUGCGCUAGGUGUCACCGAUCAAUAAGUAGUUCCAUAUGGGCUUCACGUUGAGUAGACGAAGAAGACCGUGUUGUGUUAGUGUGCAGUUUGCGCUUAAUUUGUAGUGAAUUGAAACAGCAUGAAGUGAGACCAAUCCGUGAAACGAUUGGAUCGAUGUAAUUAUUAGUUUGAAACACCGGAAAAGUACCGAGUCGUUUGUCGUGGCACUUACAGCCGACCAUGGACACCGGAUGGGUGUUACUGAUAGUUGUACACUGCAGUAGACUCCUAAUUGGAUGAAACUAACCUAGCCCUACAGAAUGCUACAGAAUCGUUAAAAUCAAAGCCCCAGUUGCAGUAGACUCGAGUCACAAGUGCAACUUCCCGAUGUUUUUACUCCACUUCUGUAAUUGCUAAUACUGGUGCCCUACAAUGCAUCAUAAAAUUGUCCAAUGGCACGCGGUCUGAACCCACGCUGACCACGGAAGGUAGCCGCAGCUGUCGACACACUGCAUGGAUACGAAAGUGAAAAUGCUUGUCGAACAAAGCAGUAAUGUUGAAACUUCGUCCGGUGUUAAUUCCUAGCGGGGAAAACCCAGCAUGACGUGUACGGAAGACUGCACCUGCAGUCUUUGUCGGGAGCUUCGAGGGUACAAAUUGAAGGCGAAACCACAGACCAAAUCCGAACACCCAUUCGGGCCGAUUGACACAUCCUCGACGGCUGCAGCUCCGACUUCAGUUAGUUCCGGAAAAUAUCAGGGAUCAAAGUAUUGCAAAAACAAUAAAAAUAGUCGGAACGAUAACUUCAUUUUGAAAAAAAGAAUGUCCUCUGAUUAUAACAAGGAAGCCCGCCAUGGUGGGUCCGUGGCGCCAUCGGCGGGUACUUCAUCGACGGAAAUCAAAUUUAGCUUUCAAGAACCACCGUCAGACGCUUCACGACAGCUAAUUCGGAUGAAAAAAGCUCAAAGUUAUAGUGAAAUUCCAUGUUUCGCUAAAAUCAAUCGUAAUCGAUACAGUGGAGCUCUUUUAGAACCGAAAAUGAUUAAAAGUACCAAUAAUCUAACCGAAGAGGAUGAAUAUUUUAAUUAUCAGCCUCCACCCCCACCACCAUCAACAGCCGAUUCAACCCAAAAUGUGAAAAACAAAAUCGAAAAACAGAAAGACCACAAAGUCAUAAUAUACUUUGGGGAUAGUAUUAUGAACAAGAAGAGUGAAAACCCAAAAACAGCUCCCUCUUCGCCACCGCCACCAAAGAUUACGGAAUUAAACGUAUUCCACGCUCAACGUCUAUGCGAAGAAACUGCUGAGUUUCAGUUUCGUCGGCAAAACUCCGUUGUGUUGAAAUCAAAGCGCAAGGAUAACUCGACGGAUCGAAAUGAUCAACCGAAACCAGGUAAGGAGUUUAUGCAGCAACUGAAAUCAGUCUUGGAAGAGAAAAAUAAAAGUACCUCUGUGACAGUGGCACCGACUGCGGAUCCUUUGGGACCUGGGUGCUCGGCCACAGUAGUGAUAACACAGAAAAAAAUACCAGCUCCUUCCAUUCCUGAGAAGGCCAAAGUUGCGAUCGUAAACAAUGAUCAUUCAAAGCAAAAGCACACACAAGUGGUGGAAAUUCGACAAGUAGCUCAGGAUAAUAAGGCUCUGCCCUCUUUUGUUGAAAGUGUUGUGAAUGGCGUUAUUAAUAUAAAAAUCGAGGAAAGCUUCAAGGUGGCUUCAGAUAUUGUACAAGCUGUCUUUCAAAACGAUACGUCUGAAGAUGGAUACGGUUGUAAUGAUGAGGACAUCGGGGAUCCGUUCGAUUGGAGCUUUGUACAAAACUGGCGGGCACGACCUUCCGGAACGGUUACCAACGGACAUGUCAGCUCGCCAUCCAACAACAGUAACUCGACCAGCUCGGGUGUUAACAGUGCUGGCAGCAAUCUCCAGAAUGGAUCCAAUGGGUUAUCCCCCGGUAAUCACUAUAUUGCUUCAUCCAACCCUGUCACAUCUGGACCACGAAUUCAAAGUCCGGCAGUGGCGACCCCUGCUCCUCGAAUCUCCAAGGAGAUAGCCGUUCGUCCAAUCAAUGGCAACCAGGAUCCACGGAACUACAAUCUAUCGCCCGUUCAAAGUCUUCAACAUAAUGGCGAUACAACGGGAUCUAGCAGUGUCAGCAAUGGCAGCAGCAAUAAUUUAUCGUACAACACCUCGGCUAUGAUCCCGGAACGCGAUGUUGGUCCCAACAAAUUUGUAAACGGCAAUCUCAAACAACAGCACCACACGCCUAUGCAUGGACCACAACAGCAGGCAAACGGCCAAAUUCAACAGGGAAACCUUCAGCAGCAAGUCCCUCAACGAUCCGUUGCCGGACCCACUAAACUUACUGUCCAAAGUUCACCGGUCAAAUGUCAACCAGCAAUGAUCAGUUCGGGUUUAGAGAAAGUCAACCUAAAUGGAGUUUCAAACGGAAACAACGCUAGACGACUCAACUCGAGUGGACUGAGUGGCAGCAACGGAAACUUACUGAACUCUCCUGCAUCAUCUACCGAACCAUUGAACAGUAGCAGCAACAAUUCGAGUAAUGCAAGCAGCGUUAGCCAUUUGAAGCAACAUUUUUCCCAAAAUCAUCACGCAAUACAAUCCUACCACCACCCUCAAACACAACAGAAUUCUCUUGGAGGUCCUCCACAAAAAGGUUUGGGCAUCACUCGGACUCAUCAUCACGCAGGAACACAUGACUUCCGCGGAUUGCAAAGGGUUAAUGAAUGUCACAGUUCGUCAGAUGAAAACCGAUCCUCUGGACACGCAUCCAUGUCCGAUACUGGGCACGGAAGCAGUUCACCUGGCGGCAAUCGAAACAAUGGACCACUCGGUCCGUUACCCGAAGAUCGACUGGCAGCUGGAGUGACGAAUCGUAGUGCACGUUCGCGAGCAAGCACUAAUCAUUCACGAUCACGACACCGUGCAACACCAGCCAAAAUCCCGUGGGGUGGUGGAGGAUUGGAGGACAUUAAACUAGCCAUACAGCAACUCACAAUGCGUUCACAUACUAGUACAUCGACAUACAGCAGCCUCAGUGCGGGCUCAGAAAGCUCGGAACCAGAGCGUAGGCUAGGUCGUUACAGCUCGUUAGAGACGGUGAAUACAAAUGUAACCAGUGCAGAUGAGUUCGUGUGGGUAGAUUCUCAUAAUCGUCUAGUAGAACUUCAACAUCCUCCUUGGAGUCAGCAUUGUGUUCUGCGAGUUCUUAGGUCAGGUCGUUGCCGAGAACACUCAGAAAGAGUUUCUGUGGAGGCGGUUCCCAGAUUGGGCUACCUGCUUCAACGAGCUUUAGUACGAGUUGCACGAGAAGUACAGCGUUUGUCGGGACCGCUAGGGCUGUGUUCUAAACACGAAGUUUCCGGUGCAUUUAAGAUUGUCUUAUCUCCAGCUUUGGCUGACUCUUGUAUAAAAGCAUGUCUCCGGGCAGCCGCUAUGUUUGCGGUUCCAGGUGAUAGUGCUUUGAAGCAGAGUAAAUCGGCACGAGCAGGUCUACAACUGCCGGUGGGACGAUUCCAUCGCUGGAUGGCCGAUGCAAGAUUGGGAAGAUUUGUUCACGAAUAUGCCGCAGUUUAUCUCUGCGCUGGGUUGGAAAAUCUACUGGAGGAAAUCUUCCUUCAGUGUUUGCCUUCGGAUCCGACAGCAACGUUAACUGCAAGUGGUCUCGAACAUGCUAUAGCUGGAUCUGGUGACCUGUGGGGACUACUUCAACCAUAUGCGCAUCUAAAUGCUGGACGAGUGGCCUCCGGGGCCCUUACCAUGCCACGAUGGGCUAGUCAAACGUCGAUAAAUUCUAACACACAAAGUCCGGCACUAGAACCGUGUCUUUUAACGACUUGCGUUGGUAGCUUGAAUGAACUGAAGGAUUUAGUUACCCGAGCACAGCAGAGAAGCCAGCACAUCACUAUGUCACAAUCAGCCUUGCGUGUACUCUUUUACUUUAUGCGUUGUUCUCAACUGGAACACAACGAUAUCGGUAUAGCAACCAAUGGCGGAGGAACCAAUAUCCAAGAGUUGUGCUACGAGAGGGCGUAUGUGGUUCUUCCUCCCCUUGUAGAGUGGCUCCGUGUUUCCUCUGCUCACGCAGAAUAUCGCCAUGCCUUACUAAUCGACAAAGACGAUAUCAUGCAAGCAGCACGAUUGUUGCUUCCUGGAGUUGACUGUCCUCCACGGCAAAUCAUUUCAGAAGAAGAGUUACCGUCGAAGAGACUCACUCUAACCAACCAAAGUAUUGCAUCGUCGAAUCACUCCGGCCAAACGCAACCGCUACACGGGUCACUGUCGUCCAAUUCAUCUAGCUCAACUACCAGUAGCAAUAUAGAGGACUCUAGUGAAUGUGGACGUCGUGCAACAUAUGCCCUGGCAUUCCGUUUGAUGUUAACUGGUCGUGCCGAACUUCUAAUUCAAGCCCUGUCCCUAGUUCCUGCAACCACACGCUAUGAUACGUUAAAUCAUCAAGGAGUAACUGCACUUAUGAUUGCAUCAGUUCGCAAUGACGAUGCAGCUAUUCAAACGCUGUUGGAUGCCGGAGCAGAUCCGAACGUUGAGGUACCAUCUGUCGGUUAUCCGAACUGUCCUGCUAUUCACCCGGAGACACAACACUGGACUGCGGUCACCUUCGCUGCAUGUAAAGGCAAUUAUCAAGCUCUUCGAAUACUGUUAGAAAGAGGUGCCCAUGUGGAAGGCGGAGCUAGACUUAGCGAGGACAAGUGUACAUUGACUCCUCUGCAAGUCGCCGGUGGAGGUGGUGUUGUGGAGGCUGUUUCACUGUUACUUGCACAUGGAGCACAUGCCUUUCUAUCAACGCAGCUUAAGGAUUCGCUUUGUUUCUCAGGUAGUGCACAACGUGGUUGCUACAGUGCAAUUUCCGUAGCAGCUGCCCACGGUCAAAGAGUUUCGCUGCGAAAGUUACUAUCACAUCCUCUAGCCCCUGGCAACCGGGAAGUACUCUCGCUUGAAGAGAUGCUCGCUGAAGGGGACAGUACAAGUCGUACCCAACUGGACCGUCAAACAGAAGCCCCACCCACACUGAACAAAACGCAAAUUAAAAGUCUUCAAGAGGCCAUGUAUCAUAGUGCUGAAAAUAAUCAUCUAGAUAUAACCAUCGAACUGCGCGCACUCGGAGUUCCAUGGACACUACACUGUUGGAUGCAUGCGUUGGCAGCUGCCCACGAACUAAGACUUGAUGCUGUCAUUGAUCAGUUGUUGCAAGACUUCCUUCAGGUCUGCCCAGAUGACUACAGCCAACAGUUCGUUACCGAGUGUUUGCCAUUGCUCUUCAACAUUUUCCGUUACAGCAAAAAGGAAGGAACAACACUUCUAUUGGCAGAUAUCUUCAGCACGUGCUUCGGUUGGGAACCAAUCAAACAGAUCAAAGAACCAGUAUUGCAGCCAUCAAAUGGCUCCAGAAUAGAUCCCAAGUUUGUUAAUAAUCCAGAACUAAGCGAUGUGACAUUUAGAGUCGAAAAUCGUAUCUUCUAUGGACACAAGAUCGUUCUGGUGACCGCCUCACCACGACUGCAAAGUAUGCUUAGUUCUAAACUGAAUGAAGGUACCGGUACGCCAACUGUUCAGAUUAACGACAUUCGUUACCAUAUAUUCGAGUUGGUGAUGCAAUUCUUGUAUAGUGGAGGAUGUAACACACUGGAUGUGGCUACUGGAGAUGUGCUCGAGUUGAUGGCUGCGGCCAGCUUUUUCCAACUGGAAGGGCUUCUUCGUUACACCGAAGCGCGUUGUGCUGAGAUGAUCGAUAUCGACAACGUCGUGGCGAUGUACAUACACGCAAAGGUAUACAAUGCUACAAAACUGAUGGAAUAUUGCCAAGGAUUUCUACUACAGAACAUGGUGGCACUGUUAACCUACGACGAUUCUGUUAAACGGUUACUAUUUGCCAAGAAGAUUCCUAAUCACGACGUAUUAAAUGGUUUACUGGCCACAUUACAAACCCGUAUCAAGUCUCGCCGAAACGGGGCCAGUACCUCGGCACCACCCACAGGCAAUGUAUUGAGACCUGUUUCAAGCAAUAAAGUUAAAUAAAUAUGUAAUAAUUGUAUUGAUCAAUGUAUUUUAUAUUUUUUUGUGUAAUAUCUAAAUCAAAAUGAAUGUUAUUAUAAAUGUACAACUUUUACAGUUGAUUAGCCAUUUAGUGGUAUGUUGAACAAUAUUUAUAUAAAAGACAAUUAAUGUGUACAUUUUGUUAAAAAGUAAACGUUGAAGUAUACAUAAGCGAUCGACAGUCACCGCAUGAAGACUUUAUUGAACGAUUUAUAUGCAUUAAACAGUUUUUUGUCUUUGAAAUAUAUCAUAACU
Molecule: messenger RNA, 7301 nt
Organism: Malaya genurostris
Lineage: Eukaryota; Metazoa; Arthropoda; Insecta; Diptera; Culicidae
Product: ankyrin repeat and BTB/POZ domain-containing protein 2
Exons: 10
Coding region: 1575-7028 (1817 amino acids)
Cellular component (GO): nucleosome
Molecular function (GO): structural constituent of chromatin; DNA binding; protein heterodimerization activity
Source: RefSeq, a predicted model, not a curated record